CUCAUUUUCUCUCCUUCUCUUCCGGUGCUCCACACGCAGCAGUGUUUACAGCUGAGUUCAUAGAGUGCUAGUGUUGUUUAAUAGUUCAAAAUCUAACAGGGUUUUGUUUUUUAAGUACGUGCUAACAUGCUUCUUUUCUGUCCAACCUGCGGGAACGUGUUAAUCGUCGAGGAAGGGCAGAAGUGCAUGAGAUUCGCGUGUAACACCUGUCCCUACGUACAUAACAUCACACGAAAGGUAAAUAACAGGAAGUAUCCGAAGUUAAAGGAGGUGGAUGAUGUUCUGGGUGGAGCUGCUGCGUGGGAAAACGUGGACUCAACACCUGAAACGUGCCCGAAGUGCGAGCAUCCUCGAGCAUACUUCAUGCAGAUUCAGACCAGAUCAGCAGACGAACCGAUGACCACGUUCUACAAAUGCUGCAACGCUCAGUGCGGACAUCGAUGGAGAGAUUGACACUUUUUCACCUAUAGCUGUGUUUUUCAGCUUCAUUCACAAGCACAGCUGAGAAACAUUUAUUUUUUUGCUUUACAUUUAAUAUUUAAAUAAAAUAUCCACUUUCACAAUUUCAAAAUUGAGUUUCCUUCAUGACUUUUAUUGAUAAAAUAGUAGCUGUAUACAACAGUCAAACAAAUCUUUGACUUACAUAGUUAUACAUUUCACAGACAUUUAGAGCAAUGCAGACCACCAAAAUCCACAACAAUGGUGUGCGUUACACCGUAUUAAUAUUUCAAUGCAAUCCUUCAUUUCAUAUUGAUUUUCUUGCAGAGCUCCGUUAGCCUCAAGGAAAACAAAAACAAAUGCACAUAGAGUCAGGAACUUGCCAGUGAGAAUGACUUGUUUCAAUGUGUGACUCGUGCAGACAAACUCUGCGCUUGGUGCAUGAGACAUCCAGCAUGCUGAUGGUGGAACA
Messenger RNA from Haplochromis burtoni (Burton's mouthbrooder), 910 nucleotides. It is a transcript of the gene polr3k, whose product is annotated as polymerase (RNA) III (DNA directed) polypeptide K. The transcript is spliced from 3 exons. The record is from RefSeq and is a predicted model, not a curated record. Gene Ontology annotation, biological process: DNA-templated transcription; termination of RNA polymerase III transcription. Gene Ontology annotation, molecular function: DNA-directed RNA polymerase activity; zinc ion binding; nucleic acid binding. Bases 127 to 453 code for a protein of 108 amino acids. Lineage: Eukaryota; Metazoa; Chordata; Actinopteri; Cichliformes; Cichlidae. Gene Ontology annotation, cellular component: RNA polymerase III complex.